Molecule: messenger RNA, 3803 nt
Organism: Anarrhichthys ocellatus (wolf-eel)
Lineage: Eukaryota; Metazoa; Chordata; Actinopteri; Perciformes; Anarhichadidae
Gene: psen1
Product: presenilin 1
Exons: 11
Coding region: 481-1977 (498 amino acids)
Biological process (GO): Notch signaling pathway; amyloid-beta formation; membrane protein ectodomain proteolysis
Cellular component (GO): gamma-secretase complex; membrane
Molecular function (GO): aspartic endopeptidase activity, intramembrane cleaving
Source: RefSeq, a predicted model, not a curated record
GAGGGAAAAAUGGAAGCUAUUGUUGUGUAUAUCGCAGGCAUGAACGCCUCGGCUGUAAAUAGACGGCUCCCCCUGCGUCUUGGUUGUGACUGGUCCUGUCAUGGCUGAGAGAGAGAAACAAGAAGCGAUGUGGAGGAAAAAGCUCGGAACAGUUCAAGCCAAUUAUAACAUUACUCACUGCCUCGCGCUCAGUCUCCAGGGGAGGUACCUUUUUUUUCAAAUAAACAAGACAAACCUCCCUCUCCGAUCCCGCUGACAUUAUUAUUAUUUUGUUUACAACACGACAACCGCAUUAACACCCUCGAGGUACCGCAUCGCCCAAUGAAAUCCAGGCAGACGACCCUCAUCUAAACCUGCAGCGGCAAGUGCAUGCUAUUCUCCGGCGACAACAGGACCGGGAUCCACUGAUGCGUUUCGCAGGUUACGUAAGUGCAAAAGAAGUUGGUUUGCAUGUGAGGACAAGUGUCUGCCGAGCCAACCAUGGCGAACAAUGUAGAAGAUAUCAAAAACAAUAUGGACGAGCAGGAGACCAAUGUGGCCUAUGAACCCACCCAGCAGCCACAGGAGGCUGCGGGGACCAGAGCCCGGUCCAGAGGAGGCUCAGGAGCUGGAGGAGGAGCUGGAGGAGGAGGAGGAGGAGGAGGAGGAGGAGGAGGAGGAGGAGGCGGCGAUGGUGGCGAUGGUGGAGGUGGCAAUAGUAGCGGCCCGGAGCAGAACGGACAGCCCCCCACUGCUACGCCUCCCCGUGUGGUGGAGACCGAGGAGGACGAGGAUGAAGAGUUGACCCUGAAAUACGGAGCGAAGCACGUCAUCAUGCUGUUCGUUCCCGUGACCCUCUGCAUGGUGGUGGUCGUGGCCACCAUAAAGUCCGUCAGCUUCUACACCCAGAAUGACGGCCACAGAUUGAUCUACACACCGUUCCCUGAAGACACAGACACGGUCGGAGAGAGAGCCCUCAACUCCAUCCUGAACGCCACCAUCAUGAUCACCGUGAUCAUCGUCAUGACUCUGGUGCUGGUGCUGUUGUACAAGUACCGCUGCUACAAGGUGAUCCAAGGCUGGCUCUUCCUCUCCUCCCUGCUCAUGCUGUUCUUCUUCUCCUACAUCUACCUCAAAGAGGUUUUCAAGACCUACAAUUUGGCGAUGGACUACUUCACCCUGGCGAUAAUAAUUUGGAACUUCGGAGUGGUGGGCAUGAUGUGUAUUCACUGGACAGGACCGCUGCGGCUCCAGCAGGCCUACCUCAUCAUGAUCAGCGCCCUCAUGGCCCUGGUUUUCAUCAAGUACCUGCCAGAGUGGACCGCCUGGCUCAUAUUAGCCGCCAUAUCCGUCUACGAUCUGUUAGCGGUGCUCUGUCCCAAAGGGCCUCUGAGGAUGCUGGUGGAGACGGCUCAGGAGAGGAACGAGCCCAUCUUUCCAGCUCUCAUCUACUCCUCUACAAUGGUGUGGAUCGUCAACAUGGCCGACACCGAAUGGCCACCAAAAAGGAACUCGACAGAAGCGGCGGCGCCUCAACAAGAAGCUCCAGAAGCCGUGGCGUCUCCGGCUCCCACCACUCUGUCGGACGACGGAGGCUUCAACCCGUCGUGGGUCAACCAGCAGCAGCACCAGCUGGGCCCGCUCCAGACCACCGACGAGACCAGACGGGAGGUCCAGGAGCUGCCCUCCGCUCGCCCUCCUGUUGAAGACGACGAUGAGGAGAGGGGCGUCAAGUUGGGCCUUGGAGACUUCAUCUUCUACAGCAUGCUGGUGGGAAAGGCCUCGGCCACAGCCAGCGGCGACUGGAACACCACGCUCGCCUGCUUCGUAGCCAUCCUCAUCGGCCUGUGUCUGACUCUGAUCCUCCUCGCCAUCUUCAAGAAAGCGCUCCCCGCUCUGCCCAUCUCCAUUUUUUUCGGCCUAGUCUUCUACUUCGCCACAGACAACUUGGUGCAGCCCUUCAUGGACAGGCUGGCGCUACACCAGUUCUACAUUUAGCCGGCCGCUGCCCUGAUAACCCUCACCCACAUAGCCCUCCGGCCAACAACACGACAGCCGGGGGAACAAAGGGCCCCUCCUAAGAACUCGCGAUGAUGGGGACACACAUUUUUGUUUUGCCUUUUUUUCUUUCCGGCGCCGAGGGAGGGUAUUGCCCACCACAGCUGUUCUUAGAUAUUUUAUUUCGGUUUUAAACCAAGAAGUGACAUUUCUCGCUCGGCCUGGGAAGUCAUCUUCAAACCGUCGAUCACCGGCCUCAAUCCAAACCGAGAAGUUAGUCGGAGUGUUUUACCUUUUUAUUUAUCUAGGGGAGCUUUCACAAGAGCUCGUCUGCUUCUUCUCAGCAGCACCCUGCAUCCCGUUCACACAGAAUCAUAUCUGGGAGUCGCCCAUCACAGCCCUCUACAACUGGGGCUUUACAGGUGCUCAGGGACACCUCGGUGGUAGCUGUUGAGCGUGGGGAGACCGUUUCAUUGAAUCUCCGUUCAAAGACUUUCAUCAAACAUCUUCAUUUUUUUUUUUUUUUCGACUUCUGAGCUGCCGCCGCCCUCCCCUCCCAAAACUAAACCCAAGAUUAAAAAGCCUUCGUCAAGCUAACGGACACUCUGCGAUGAUGUUGAUAAUAGAUCGGUAAAUGUGUAGUUUGAUUGUGUUUGAGCUGUCAGUCACCAGACGUGCUUUCCUCACCGCUGUUAAGAAUGGUUAAGACGUCUUUUGUUUUCCCACUUUGGACACAUGAGAACCGAAACUCUGAAGCCGGAGAGCGAUUCACACCCUGAAAGAUUUACACUGAGCGGGAUGUUUAGAGCGUGUGAAUCUUUCUCACGGGGGAAAAAGAGGACACGUUUAUCGUCUCUAGAGUUAAGAUACGAGUGUAAGUGUGACACUGACUUGUCACCGUGUUUCCCGCCGUUCAUUUUAUGUCAAAUCACAUUUGAAGUCGGAGCCUCGCAGAGGGAGGGAAGCUCCCACCAACACUCACACCUGAGACUUGCCUGCCGUGUCAGUCACGUACUGUCAGCCACUGAGCAGUUCUGCUGGAGCAGUCGUAGUUUCAGUGCCUUGCUCAAGGGCAUUUCAGUAGUAGUUGUUGUUGUUAUUGUUGUUGUGGGACAGAAAUGUGCUUUUCGUUCUGUUCCCUGACUGAGAUUUAAUUAGUUUUUGUUUUUCAGUCUGUCCAGGGAUUGUAACCUGUGAUCAUAUGGUCACGAGCUCUGAACCUUUAGGCUCUAGCUGCCCUCAUGACGCUCGCCUGGUGCUGUCUGGAACUAUGCUCCAUUCCAAGCUAUACACAGAUACCUGUUGUGUUUUUUUUCUAGAAAUGCAUAAGAGGGACUUUGUACUUUUUGAAACAUGAGUGUGAGUGUUAACGGGGUUCCUUCACAGAUCAGUAAAUUUGACAUAAAUGAUGUGCAUGUUUUGAGAUAAAGUCCUGAUGAAUGAGGAGCUGUAAAUCUAGUUUGAAAACAAUCUCCAGUUAUCAAGCAGUAUUUGCUUAAUUGUCUAUUUUAAUCAAGUUAAAAACAAAGCAAAAUGGUUAAAUAAUGGUUUUGUGAAAUAUUGAUAUGUGUAUGAACCCAAACUCUGGCUUCUCAUAUAUGAGACGAUGCAGAUGGAUGGAGGAGGACGAGCGGCGCUGGUUGCUCUUCAUGCUUUCAGAGAAGAAACCAGGAGGUUUAGUUUGCCCUGAAACUUUUUUGUUUUUGUUUUUAGGGAAUGUGUUGGGUGACUGGCUUUUUUCUGUCCUUCACAUGCAUAACGUGUGUUAUGCAAGGUUAUUGAAUUCAGAUUUUGUUUUUUAAAUAAAUAAUGAAAGUAGUACUCUU